Plasmodium adleri (nom. inval.) is the source of this 1014-nucleotide messenger RNA. RefSeq names its product RNA-binding protein Nova-1, putative. The transcript has a single exon. The coding region runs from base 1 to 1014 and encodes 337 amino acids. Gene Ontology annotation, biological process: regulation of gene expression. Lineage: Eukaryota; Apicomplexa; Aconoidasida; Haemosporida; Plasmodiidae. Gene Ontology annotation, molecular function: mRNA binding. Gene Ontology annotation, cellular component: cytoplasm; nucleus. The record is from RefSeq and is a predicted model, not a curated record.
AUGGUUGAACUUAAUAAAUCUGACCAACAAAAUAUGUUAAAUGAGCAUCAGUUGUGUUUUGUAAAAUUGCUUAUAAAUAAUUUGGUUGCUGGAUCAGUGAUAGGAAAACAUGGUUCCAUAAUUUCCAGUAUAGAAAGUAAAACAGGAUGCAGUUUAAGAUUAUCACCGAAUAAUUCUUAUUUUCCAAAUACACAAGAGAGGGUUUUAAUAAUAUGUGGUAAGAUAGAUCAAAUUAAGGAUGCUCUUUUAAUAAUAUUAGAUAAGAUUAAGGAAAUUGCUAAUCAACACUCUCCUGAAAAACAAGAUAUGAUUAAUGAACCUGAAAAAUAUACAUGUAGAAUUGUAGUACCCAAAUCUUCAGUAAGUGCUAUUAUUGGAAAAGGUGGACAACAGAUAAAACAAUUACAAGACUCCACAGGAUCAAAAAUACAAAUUUCAAAUAGAGAAGAUGGAUUAAAUGAAAGAAUUAUAACAAUAACAGGUUCUUUUGAAUCCAUAAGAGACAGUACAUUACAGAUUGCAAAUUCUAUACAAAAGGAUCCAAAUUUAAAAGACUUAUUAAAUGUUAUAUAUAAUAAUGAUUCAAAUAAUUAUAAUUCAAGAAACAAUAAUCAUAAUUUUAUUAACCAUUUACCAUUAAAUGGUUAUGUUUACCCACAAAGACAUAAUCUAUAUCAAAAUGAACAAUAUGUUGAUAUGAAUACAAUCAACUCCUUAAUGAGACAUAGUACAGAUUUAUUUAAUCUACCCUGUGAAAUCGCUAUACAAAUACCAGAUGAAUUCAUUGGGGUAGUUAUAGGGAAAAAUGGAUCGAGACUUUCAAAUAUUAUGAACAGUACAGGUGCACAAAUUAAAAUAAGUCGAAAAGGUGAACUAGUACCAGGUACUACUAAUCGAAAUGUUCGAAUAAUAGGAACUGUUGCAGCUGUACAUGCAGCACAUGUUUUAUUAUUACAAAGAUUGGAAUCGGCAUAUUUGCAAUUAAGAAAUAUUCAAAUUAAAUGUGAUACAUAA